CCGCCGCGGUUCCACCACCCGCGUCGGCCGCAAUCCCCCUCCGUGUGCCAUCCCUAAACUUCUUUUCAACGCCGGCAAGGGCCACCACCUCCCUCCGCCACCGCAAACCUCUCAUUGCCACCACCCAAGGUUGGACCAAUCUCCCUCUAAGCUCGCUUCCUCAUUCUAAUACCUCCCCAAACUCUAAAAGCUACCAUCACAUCCUCACCCUCGGAGGCCGUUGGAGUUGGAGAAGCGGAAGCGUGGAGCAUGGUUCUGUAUUCAGAUAAUAUGGCCCAAAACAUGCUGGACAUUUACAUAUAUGACUAUUUUGUCAAGAGAAAUUUACAGACAACAGCAAAAGCCUUCCAAUCAGAAGGAAAUGUCUCAACGGAUCCAGUUGCAAUUGAUGCUCCUGGUGGCUUUCUUUUUGAGUGGUGGUCAAUAUUUUGGGAUAUAUUCAUAGCACAAACAGAUCGGGAACAUUCUGAUGUUGCAACGUCAUAUAUUGAGACUCAACAAGCAAAAGCAGAGCAUCAAAAACAACAGCAACAACAAUAUCAUCAUCAACAACAUCAGCAUCAACAAAUACAAAUGCAACAAAUGUUAUUACAAAGAGCUGCACAACAACAACAACAACAACAACAACAACAACAACAACAACAACAACAACUGCAUAGAGAUGGUUCUCAUCUUUUUAAUGGUAUCACAAGUGGAUUUUCUGGAAAUGAUCUUUUAAUGCGACAUAACCCUGCUAUUGCAAAUGCUAUGGCAGUAAAAAUAUAUGAAGAGAGGUUAAAGCUCCCUUCCCAAAGAGAUUCUUUAGAUGAGGCAUCAAUAAAGUUGCAACAAAGAUAUGGGGAAAAAUAUGGGCAAGUGCUUGAUCCAAACCAAGCAUCAUUGUUGAAAGCAGCUACAUGUGGACAAUCUUCAGGGCCAAUUUUGCCUGGAGGUAUUGGUGACUUAUCAAGUACUCUGCAACAAGUUCAGGCAAGAAGUCCGCGACUUCCUAUUCCAGAACAGAAUAUCAAAAUUAGGAUCAAUCCAAUUUUGACAAAUAGAGAUGUUAUUUCUGAUGGAUCAUUACUUGGUCUACAAGGAUCUAAUCAUGGUGGAAGAAAUUUUAUGCUGAAAGGUUGGUCACUCAUGCAGAAGCCGCUCCUACAAUCACCCCAACAAUUUCAACAACUCCAGUUUCUAACUCCACAACAACAACUUUUGCUGCAAACCCAUCAAAACAUGGCUUCCCUUCCAGCUAAUGAUGUAGAGACUAGAAGAUUAUGGAUGCUUCAUAACAACAAAAAUAUGGCCAUUCAUCUAGAUGGACAGAUUAAUAAUAAUAGUGGUCAUAUUAUUCCAAAUAUUGGUUCCCCUGACCAAAUUGGUGGAUCACGUAAUAAGAUAGAUAUGUUAAUAGCGGGUCAUAGCCAGCAGCAACAGCUUCAACAGUCUACAAUCUCCCAUCAGCAGGCUCAAAGCUUGAAUCAGCUUCACCAUCAACAGGCUCAAAGCAUCGGAAGUAUGCUAGAUGGGAGCAUACCAAAUUCUUUUGGAUUAGCUAACCGAGCAUCAAAGAAGAGAAAGAAAAUUGUCUCAUCCUCUGAAAGAGCUAAUAGCUCAGGAACAUCAAACAAUGUUGGGUCGUCUUCAAGUUCUGCACCUUCAACACCUUUCACUCACACUCCAAGAGAUGAAAUGUCCAUGCCACAACUGAAGUAUAAUGGUGGUAAAUCAAAAUCAUUGUCUAUGUUUGGCUAUGAUGACACCAAAAGCUUGAUCUCUCCAACAAAUCCACUGGGUGAUGUAGACCAGUUGCAGGAAGAUGGCUCCUUGGAUGAAAAUGUAGAAUCUUUUUUAUCUCAGGAAGACAUGGAUCCUCAGGAGACCAUGGGGCAUUGCAUGGAUGCCAGUAAAGGGUUUGGUUUUAUCGAGGUUGCAAAAGCUCGUGCAAGUACAAACAAGGUUGAUUGUUGUCAUUUCUCGUCGGAUGGGAAACUUCUAGCCACGGGAGGCCAUGAUAAAAAAGUUGUUUUAUGGUUCACAGAUGACUUAAACAUUAAAGCUAUAUUUGAAGAGCAUUCUAUGAUAAUUACAGAUGUCCGAUUUAGCUCAAUCAUGACUCGUCUUGCUACAUCUUCCUUUGACAAAACCAUACGGGUUUGGGAUGCUAACAAUCCGGAGUAUUCUCUCCAUACUUUCAUAGGUCAUUCAACAUCUGUUGUGUCACUUGAUUUUCACCCAAAUAAAGAAGAUAUAAUUUGCUCAUGUGACAGUGAUGGGGAAGUGCGUUGCUGGAGCAUAGAUAAUGGUAGCUGCGUGAACUGUGUUAGGGUAUUUAAUGGAGGUGCUAUUCAGUUGAGAUUUCAACCUCACCAUGGGAAAUAUCUUGCAGUUGUCUCAGAAAAGAUGAUUUCCAUACUAGAUGCAGAAACGCUGCACAUUUAUAGGAGUGAUCUACAGGGGCACUUAAAGAAUAUCCAUUCAGUUUGCUGGGAUGCUACGGGUGGCUACCUAGCCUCUGUUAGUGAAGAUUCUAUCAAGGUUUGGUCAUUUACUACAGGAAAUGAUGGUGAUUGUGUGCAUGAGUUGAUUUGCAGCGGGAACAAAUUUUAUUCUUGUGUCUUCCACCCAAAAUUUCCAUACUUGCUUGUGAUUGGUUGUUACGAGUCUUUGGAGCUGUGGGACAUCAGGGAGAAGAAUAUCGUGACCAUUAACAAUGCUCAUGAUGGCAUGAUUCCAUCGCUAGCAGCAUCAAAUGCAUCAGGGUUGAUUGCCUCAGUGAGCCAUGAUAGGCUUGUCAAGCUCUGGAAAUGACAUUAAGUUGCAACCUUCAUCAAACUUCGUUGUAGGAACAUGUCUUUUUUGCUGCAGAUAAUCAUAGGACAAAAUGGCAGCUAACCAAAUUGUUGAACCGUUUGUGCUGAGAACUAACCCUAUUUACAUUUUAUGGUUGUCCCA
Molecule: messenger RNA, 2937 nt
Organism: Oryza sativa Japonica Group (Japanese rice)
Lineage: Eukaryota; Viridiplantae; Streptophyta; Magnoliopsida; Poales; Poaceae
Product: transcriptional corepressor LEUNIG
Cellular component (GO): nucleus
Molecular function (GO): protein binding
Source: RefSeq, a predicted model, not a curated record